Molecule: messenger RNA, 2038 nt
Organism: Lineus longissimus
Lineage: Eukaryota; Metazoa; Nemertea; Pilidiophora; Heteronemertea; Lineidae
Product: rRNA-processing protein UTP23 homolog
Exons: 4
Coding region: 187-930 (247 amino acids)
Cellular component (GO): nucleolus; small-subunit processome
Molecular function (GO): small ribosomal subunit rRNA binding
Source: RefSeq, a predicted model, not a curated record
GCGACCAUGUGAAACAUGUCCUGAGAUUUUAUUGAAGAUUUCUUACAAUAACUAUGAUGUAAGCCAACAUGAUUCGCUAUGUUCUUGGUGCAAGCAUCGCCUCUAAGUAUUGAGCAGAAAAUAAUCUAUUGGCCAACAUUAUAGCCUUUUAAAAUUCUUUGAAACUUGUAAUUUCAAACCAUCAAGAUGAAGAUAAAGCGAAACCACCAUGUGCACAGGGUCUUGACAUUCUACAAAAACAGCUUUGGUUUCAAUCCACCUUACAAUGUUUUGAUUGAUGGAACAUUCUGCAAGGCAGCACUGUCACAUCAAGUGAACAUUAGUGAACAGACACCAAAAUAUCUUGGUGCAGAAGUAAAAUUUUACACAACUGCUUGUGUGAAAGCAGAAUGUAAAGCGUUUGGAACUCUCUUGUUUGGUCCUUGGAAAAUAUUACAACAAUUUGAAGAGAAACCCUGUGGUCAUGCCAAUCCAGUUCCUGCUUCCAAAUGUCUUUACAAACUACUGAAGAGAAAGAAAAACCAGGGGAAAUACAUGCUGGCCACUCAGGACCCAGAAUUGAGUGAAGUUAUUCGCAUUCGUCCUGGAAUCCCACUGUUGUAUAUUUCCCACAAGGCCAUUAACCUUGAAAAACAGUCCAACACAUCUCAAGAAGUCGCGGACCGAACUUUGCACCAAAAACUAGAACCUGUGACCCAACACAAAACUAUUGAAAAAUUAAAGGUGAAAGAACUGGGUGAAAGUGCUGAUGACUCUAAACCUAAAAAAAGGAAACGAAAAGGUCCACCUGGACCGAAUCCUUUGUCUUGUCAAAAGAAAAAGAGAAAAAUGACAGUGAGUUCCCCGGGUCCUGAUGCUGCUACUGCUGCUGCUGGAAAAAAGAAACGAAAACGUCACAAACGGAAAAAGGGUGCUUUAGUGUCUUCAUGACUUGAACCCUGCUUAAUGUCAUGAUCAUGCCAGAGACAAUUUUUGUUUAAAACAAUUAUUGUAGAUUGAUCCACAAAUAGAUGAAGAAUCUUUCUACUUUUGAAUCGUAGUGGUAACUACAAUAACUAUUGAAGACUCGGAUGUGUUGUUUUUUUUAAUUUUUGUUGACCGUUCAGAACCACGAUUGUUAUUAGAUAUGAAAAAAGUAUUCAUGAUUCCUCCAAAGAACAGUUAAUCCUGUGACCUGCUGACUGGAUGUGACGGUCUCCUGACAUAUGGCAUGGUUGAGACAGUCUACCGACAUCAAAUUGGCUGUAAAAGUCUCUUGGCCUACCAAACUGGUUGUGACGAAUCGACCAUCUCUCGAAAUCAGACUGGUUCUGACUCUCUUUUGGCAUAUCGGAGUGGUUGUUGUGACUGUCUCUCUUGUCAUAUCGGAGUCGUAUUGGUGGUCUCCUGAUAUGGUUGUGACAAGAUUUUGACGUCAGGCUGGUUGUGACCGUCUUUUGAAAUAUCAGACUGGUUGUGACAGUCUCGGCAUAUCAGACUGUUAAUACAGUCUUGGCAUUAUCAAACUGGUUGUGACAGUCUCUUUACAUGGUUGUGACUAUCUAUUGACAUCGAACUGGAAUUGUGACAGUCUCCUCAGCCUCAGCCGUCCACCAUCUUGGUUGCCUUUGUUUAUUCAAGUUGCCCGGUAGAAAUUUUGCCGAGAUGCGGGUACAGAUAUGUACACAGCAAUGUAGACACUGUCAGUGGUAUGUUUUCAACCAGGCGACCAAGAUGGCGGUCAGCCGAUGGGUUGAUAGCUUCAUGGCAUGAUGAAAUAGCCCGAGUAAGAGAAAACAAAUUUUGCAUAAGACUACCGUACUUGACUGAGGUCAUUACCCGAGGUUAUUAUAACGACUUAAUCAAAUAAAGUUUUAUAUAUAUGGAAUGAUUGCGAUUUUUCCACUAUUUGCUCUCCAAAUACGACGUUUCAAGGAUUUAAAAAAAAUAAAUCCUUUCAUUUGCUCAGGUGUGUAUAUUCUUGCGGUUUUUCCCGAAGGCCUUUUUCAAAAUAACGAUAAGCCCGGGGACUUUUCGAAGGGUUUAAAGCCUGGCUAUG